ACAUCAAAAAUUCGAAUGCACAGAUUUUUAGUGACUUUGUCAAUUGUCAUGUUCAACUUCAACGUUUUCAACCAGUGAACUGUGUUCAACAGAAUAAUGACCAAAUGCUGACAAGGUGGCAGCACAUCUCUUACGACAGUAACUUCUAGUGAUCUAUAUCUUCGCGGCAGAUCUGAAAAGGGAAAAUAUUUUAGUCUGUGCACCAUUGUCUUCGAAAUUCCUUUUUUAUGGCAGAGAAAAUAAAUUUUGAUCUAUACAAGGAUCUCCAACCAAGUCAGAUACCACUGGUAUACAGUCAUCGAUACAAUAUUAAAUUUUUCGGUUUGCAAAAACUUCAUCCAUUUGACUCUGAAAAAUGGGGGAAAGUUGUUGGAUAUUUGUCAGAGAGUGAUGUUUUAAAAAAUAAAACAUUUGUUGAACCUCUUGAAGCAAGUGAAGAAUAUCUUUUGAAAGUGCAUACUCAACGAUAUUUGGAUAAUUUGAAGUGGUCCUGGAGAGUUGCUAGUAUCACAGAAGUUCCUCCAGUUGCAUUCCUUCCAAAUUUCAUUGUUCAACGUAUACUGUUGAGACCUUUACGAUUACAAACAGGGGGAACCAUUUUGGCAGGAAAACUUGCUGUAGACAAUGGAUGGGCAAUAAAUGUUGGAGGUGGGUUUCAUCAUUGCUCAAGUGAUAAAGGAGGAGGAUUUUGUGCAUAUGCAGACAUUACAUUGGCACUUAAUUUUCUGUUUGAAAAGGCCUCGACAGUUUCCAAAGCAAUGAUUGUAGAUCUUGAUGCUCAUCAAGGUAAUGGCCAUGAACGUGAUUUUUUAAGCAAUCCACAAGUCUACAUUAUGGAUGUUUAUAAUUCAAAAAUUUACCCUUUUGACAAAUUUGCAAAACGUGCAAUAAACAAAAUGGUUGAAUUGGAUCAUGAAACUGAUGAUGAUAAAUAUCUUAGUCUAGUUGAACGUAAUCUAAAUGAAGCAUUAGAUGAAUUUGAACCGCACAUCAUAGCUUACAAUGCAGGGACUGACAUUCUUAAAGGUGACCCUCUAGGAAACCUUGCUAUCACUGAACAGGGUAUUAUAUUAAGAGAUGAAUUGGUAUUUGAAGCUGCAAGAAAACGAAAAAUACCUAUAUUCAUGGUUACAUCAGGUGGCUAUCAGAAACAUACUGCAAAAGUUAUUGCUGACUCUAUUAUAAAUUUGCAUAAGAAAGGAUUGAUAAGCUGAAACUAUGAAAGACUGGGGUAUAGGAACGGUGAUCCAAAACUAUAGCACUACAGCCCAGCUGGAUGCUUGACAAGUUAAAGCUAAUAUAAGCACCACAUAAAAAAGAUUUUGAUCGUCAAAUACAAGACAACUUUUCAGUAUUUGCCUUGGAACUGAUGCACAGUGCAAUUUUGUAACAUUUUCAAAAUCUAAAACUUUUUGCAGCAACGCCAUAAAUUAACCAAAUUUUUAAUGAUAACCCAUAUUACGAAUGCAAUUUUUUAAGUCAUUUGCUUUAUCCAGAAACAUCUAGGUAUUUUUAUUGCCAAAUCAUGUGACUUCCACAUAUGGCACCCUGGUAAAUCUGGAAAAUAAAGCUAUUUACAAUGCUUUGGUCUAGAUAUUCUUAAGGCUUUCAAAGGAGCUGCUUCUUUAACUGUAACAGCUGUCAAGCAAUUUUUGUUAUUAUGUUACUCUAAUGCAAAGUA
Messenger RNA from Xenia sp. Carnegie-2017, 1681 nucleotides. Its product is annotated as histone deacetylase 11-like. The transcript is spliced from 14 exons. NCBI's taxonomy places the organism in Eukaryota, Metazoa, Cnidaria, Anthozoa, Malacalcyonacea, Xeniidae. The record is from RefSeq and is a predicted model, not a curated record. The coding region runs from base 228 to 1214 and encodes 328 amino acids. Gene Ontology annotation, molecular function: histone deacetylase activity.